Clonostachys byssicola is the source of this 2133-nucleotide messenger RNA. NCBI's taxonomy places the organism in Eukaryota, Fungi, Ascomycota, Sordariomycetes, Hypocreales, Bionectriaceae. The record is from the annotation of a GenBank genome assembly.
AUGCCUCCACUCCCUGGAUUUUCCGAUAACCCGCUCAGGUCUCGCUCGGACGUGAUCAACGCAACCAUUGCUCUGCUGAAACCAUUGACCAAAUGCUUUUCCCCCGCAAAAGCUCGAAUACGAGUGCCGGUCUCAACCGCUGCCCACUUCGAUGAGAAUGCUGCCCAACUGGAAGGCUUCGCUCGCCCUCUUUGGGCGGUCGGCGCCCUUGCCAUGUCGUUGUCAUCACCAAACGUAGAUGCGGGUCAGAAAAAGGAGCUUGAAGACCUCUGCCAGCCAUGGGUUGAUGGGUUCGUCGCCGGCACAGACCCGAAACAUCCCGAGUACUGGGGAACGAUGGAUGACAUUGAUCAACGAAUGGUGGAAGCUGAGAUCUUGUCCUUUGCGCUCCUGGCUGCCCCGGAUUACUUCUACCAGCCAUUAGCGAAUGAUUCGAAAGCUAACAUCAAGAACUGGCUGCUGAGCUUACAUGAGCUGCCAAUGCCGAGGAACAAUUGGAGAUGGUUCCGAGUCUUGACCAAUCUAGCAUUGGUAAAAACAUGUGGCAAGCCACUGGAAGAUGUGAAGACCGAGAUGGAAUCAGACCUGGAUAUUCUUGACUCAUUUUACCGAUCAGAUGGAUGGUCGGCAGAUGGUUCGUGGCUUACAAGGGAGGAGGAGCUGGAGUCAUACGCUCGUUAUCGGGAAACAGGAAGAUGGGAUGCAUCAGCUGGGGUCGGGCGUCAAGUCGAUUACUAUUCAGGAAGCUUUGCCAUCCAGUUUAGCCAGCUUCUUUUUGUGCGAUUCGCGGCAGACAUUGACCCUGAGAGGGCAGAGAAGUAUCGCCAACGGGCUAGAGAUUUCAAUGUUCGGUUCUGGCGGUAUUUUGACGCGACAGGCGCGGCGAUUCCCUUUGGGCGUUCAUUGACAUACCGCUUUGCUUGCGCUGGAUAUUUUGCAGCACUUGCGUUCGCUAAUGUUCCUGGCUUAACUGGCCCGGUCAAUUCUCAAGGUGCGGUCAAGGGAUUCUUGCUUCGUCACUUGAGAUGGUGGGCGGCGAACUCAGACGACAUAUUCCACGUCGAUGGUACUCUUAACAUCGGCUGGUCAUACCCGAAUAUGUUUAUGUGCGAGGAUUACAACUCUCCACAGUCUCCUUACUGGUGCAUGAAGAGCCUCAUAGUCGUUGGGCUAUUGGAUAACGACGAGUUUUGGACUGCUGAAGAGGAGGAUUACCCCGUUGGCCAAACUUCCGUCGAGCUUGUCCCCGCUCCGCAGCAGAUACUAUGCAACCAUGAUAAUGGAAAUCACCAUUUUAUGCUGUCACCGGGCCAAUUUGUGGCCUGGCCUAUGAAGGCAGCCCAAGCCAAAUACUGCAAGUUUGCGUAUUCAUCUGCUUUCACCUUCUCUGUACCAACGGGACCGCUUAUCCAGCAGAUCGCACCUGAUAGCACUUUGGCAUUGAGUCGAGACGGAGGCGAAACUUGGGCCGUGAAGUGGAAAUGCGAAGAGCCUCGCUUUUCUACCGUCCAGUACAAUGCCGCUUCUUGUUCUGGCUCCAUGACUGUCGCCAGCGUCAAGUGGUUUCCGUGGGGAGACCAGCAGGUCUCUGUCACGACCACUCUUGUACCACCCACUGAUACAUGGCCUGACUGGCAUGUGAGGAUUCAUAGAAUCAAAGUGCAUCAGAAACUACGCUCAUUGCACAGUGUGGAGGGAGGGUUUUCGAUACUUGGCCGCCGAAAAGCAAACGAAAUGGCUCUACCUACUCUCUCGGAACUUCCAGAAAACGCGGUGCCGGGCGUUGUCGAAGGAAUCAUAGAGACGCCUGAUUCCACACUCAUCAUGUCGGCGGUAGGAGUAAGUGGAGUGGUGGCGAGCAGGCAGUUGAUUUUUAUGGGAACUACAAGUUCUCAUGCCCUCAAGCCUGACUCUAAUACCAAUUUAGGAUGCCAGAGGACGCUCAUUCCAGUAAUAUCCCAUGAAAUUGAGGGUGGCUUGGGUGCUGGCACUGCGAUUGUAUUUAUCGAGGCCUUUUUUGCCAUCUCAGAAUCGAAAGAGAGUCAGAAAAGCCCUCAAGCUCGUACCAUUCAGGAUCGAUGGGGCAACAGAACAUGGUUUGACCUGGUCAACUGGCUAUCUGUGGCAGAGUAG